Messenger RNA from Durusdinium trenchii, 1824 nucleotides. NCBI's taxonomy places the organism in Eukaryota, Dinophyceae, Suessiales, Symbiodiniaceae. The record is from the annotation of a GenBank genome assembly.
AUGGCCAGAUCUCUCGGUCUUCGUCACCUGGGCCUGGCGCGGCACGCCGUGCGGCACGCCGUGCGGCACGCCGUGCGGCACGCCGCGGUGCCCGCUGCUCGACCGGUGGCGUCGGCCGCUGUGGCCAUCCAGGCUCCGCUGGAGCACUGGCAGUCGGCAGACCUCUAUGUGAACCCGAUUUGUUCACAGAUGGAUCAAAUGCUGCUGAAAUGUGAGAACUUGGAAUCGGUGCUGGCGCUCUUGGUGACGCACCGUGGAGUCUUUUUCGUGCACAACCUGGUCACUGCGAUUCAGGUGAUGGCCUCCCUGGACGAGGCGCGGGAUGCCUUGGCCGUGAACCGCCUCCUGCGAGACCCCAGGUAUGAUGUCUUGCUGAGAGACUUGCUCCGUUUCGUGCCAAAGCUGGACUUCUUGGCCAUGACGAACGUGGUUUGUUCCUUGCAGUUGCUGGACCAUAAGUACUAUGCCCUGUUCUCGCGGAUGUUGCAUCCUCUCAUGCAGCAGCCGGGGCCCGAGGUGGGCACCUUGCUGCGGUGCAUGGAGGCCUACUGUUGGGCGGGUUACUAUGAACAGAACCACUUCUUCCGGCGCUUCGCGCAGGUUCUGGCCGAGAGCUUGGACGCCUUGGAUGCACCGCAACUGGUGCAGGGCGCGGUGUUGUUCUCGAACGCUGCGGAGUACCAGGAGGCCUUCUUCACCGCUGCCGAUCAGCGCCUCCGUGCCGACCAGAGCUCGGCGGUCCUGGCAGAGCUCAGCGCGCGGGAACUGGGUCUCACCGCGCAAGCGUUCACUGCGCACCUCACCACCAGGCAUGAUGAGCUCUUGACGCGCGUCGCGGAGCUCCUGGAAGUCCGUGCGAUGGAGAUGGACCCCGUGGAUUUGGUGCGAUGUUUACGAGCUUUUCACCGGUCCGUGCUGCACUUUCCAAGAGCCAUCGAAGCAGGCCUGGCCGCGUGCAGUGCGCCCUUGUACCGUGCCUGGUUGUUGCGGAAGCCCAGUGAUCAGCUGGAGCCCGUGCACGUGGCGGAGCUCUUGGAAAGCUCUGCCUUCUUUGGGGUCCCCAGCGACUUGAUGCAGGUUGCCUUGGAAUACUUGGCCGAACACGUCGAUGCCAUCCCCGAGCGCGCGUGCAUUCAAGUGGUCUUCGCCAUGUGUACCACCGGACAGGUGGCUCAUCACUCGCGGCUGCUGCGCUUCAUCUUCCGGAAGAUCGGUGCCGGAACAGCCUGGGAGAAGCAACGAGUGCGGGUGUUUCAGAUUUGGAUCUCACAGCUCUUGCAGUUCCCCUGGCUGGACGUGCGCCUGAAGCGCCGCACACUGGACAGCGCCUUGCGCGCCUGGCUGCUGCAGCGCGGCGGCUAUGGGGUGCCACACCCCGAGGAGGUCCGGGAAGUCUCGGAGGAGCUCGCAGAGAUGGGUGUGAAGCACCAAUGCUUCGUUCACCUGAAAGAAACGCCCUACCAAUUGGACGUGGUCUUACACACUGCGCACAAGGCAGCAUUCCUGGUCUCCAGCGAGACAGCGCGGAACUCGCUCACGCCGGUGGGCGGCGUCUUGUUGCAGUUGAAGCACUUACGGGACCGUGGUUGGCGCUGCCUGGUCAUUCCCCGGCGUGCUUGGCAGCGCCUGCCGUGCGCCCCAAGUCUCGCGCGGCGGGAGUACCUGGCAACGCUCCUGGAGAGCCUGGCGCCGCGAUGCGCUGCGCAUGGAGUGUGGAGUGAGGCCGAAAAAGGUACUGGCUCUCCUUCGCAGGCGACGCCCUCGCAGACGCUGUCGGAGAGAUCCCCCCCUCCCAACGUCGUGGUACUGUUUUCCAUCCACUGA